Molecule: messenger RNA, 1464 nt
Organism: Neoarthrinium moseri
Lineage: Eukaryota; Fungi; Ascomycota; Sordariomycetes; Amphisphaeriales; Apiosporaceae
Exons: 3
Coding region: 1-1464 (487 amino acids)
Biological process (GO): L-homoserine metabolic process
Molecular function (GO): homoserine O-acetyltransferase activity
Source: RefSeq, a predicted model, not a curated record
AUGGCCGGUCAAGAGAACAAUGGCACUCAGCCAGCAUACGAAAGAACUCGGCAGCAGCCUGAGAAUCCAUAUGUAAACCUGAUCCCUGAUCAGGAGAUUGCCAUCAUACCCUCUUUCACUCUCGAGUCUGGUGUGACGUUGCACAAUGUGCCGUUGGCAUACACGACCCGGGGCAAGCUCUCGCCCAACAAAGACAAUGCCAUGGUCAUUUGUCAUGCCCUGACUGGAAGUGCCGAUGUGAGCGAUUGGUGGGGUCCUCUUUUGGGAGGUCCUGGCCGGGCUUUCGACACAUCUAGAUUCUUUGUCAUCUGCAUGAACAGUCUGGGCAGCCCUUACGGCACCGCCAGCCCUGUUACUGCCAAGGAGGGCGACCAGAGCAAUGAGAGAUACGGCCCUGAAUUCCCCUUGACCACUAUCCGGGAUGAUGUAAACCUACACAAGUUGCUGCUCGAUGACUUGGGCGUGCGUCAAGUAGCUGCUGUCGUUGGAGGCUCUAUGGGAGGCAUGCUGGUUCUGGAGUGGGCCUACUUUGGUAAAGGCUACGUCCGCUGCAUUGUGCCCAUCGCAACAUCAAGCCGCCACAGUGCCUGGGGCAUCAGUUGGGGCGAGGCUCAGCGACAGAGCAUCUAUGCCGACCCCAAGUACGAUGAUGGCUACUACAGCUUUGAAGACCCUCCGGUCACUGGCUUGGGGGCAGCUCGCAUGUCGGCCCUGUUGACGUACCGUAGUAGAAACUCGUUCGAGGCUCGGUUUGGCCGGAACAUACCCGACCCUGCCAGAAAGCAGACGAUCACGGAACGGCCACGAUCAAGCACGCCUUCUGAAGCUCACUUCAACAUCCACAACGACGGACACAAAGUGACACGCUCCUCUGUCUCGCGGACCAACAGCAACGACCUUGGCAAGAAGCCAAGUGACAUCUCAGCUGCAGAGGGAGCAGCUUCCGACCCCCAGUUUUCUGGACCCAAGGCGGAUAGCUUGACAGGAGGCGAUAAGAUACCCGCAACAACGUAUUUCUCCGCACAAUCAUACUUGCGCUACCAGGGCCAGAAGUUCGUAAAGCGCUUCGACAGCAACUGUUACAUCGCUAUUACCCGGAAGCUCGAUACUCAUGACGUGUCCCGCUACCGCGCAGAUUCGAUUCCUGAGGCACUGGCUCUUAUUGAGCAACCGACGCUCGUGCUCGGCAUCGAGAGCGAUGGACUCUUCACCUUUGCCGAGCAGCAGGAGAUCGCGCAGCACGUGCGAAAUGCGAGGCUGAAGGAGAUUGUCAGUCAGGAAGGACACGACGCGUUCCUGUUGCAGUUUGAGCAGGUGAACAAGUAUCUCCUGGAGUUCAUGCACGAGGUUCUCCCGGACAUCAUGGAGAGGGAAGGAGAUGUAAUUGAGGCUGCAUCAGUGGGAGAGAUGACAAAGUCGAGUGUAUUUGGCGAGGCUGAGGUAGAGGAUAUCACUGCUUGGUAG